AUGGUGCAUAAUGAAAGUACAUCCAAUUUCAAAGACCUCGGUAAGCUUGAGUUUGGUGAAUCAACACAUGGUCUUAAGUCUGAUGAGCCGAUAUAUGAUCUUGAAUUUAAUAGACCAACGUAUGAUUCAGUAGUUGUUGUUCAAGAAAAUAAAGAUGUCAGAUUAGACUGUUCCAAAGAGAAGUUAUACAAAGGAAUGGUAUUUAAAAGUUGGGAAGAAGCAUCUGACACGUUAAAACUAUAUUCUCAAUAUGAAGGGUUUAAGCUAAGAAAAGAACGUGUUGAAAAGACUUCUGAUGGAACUAUACGAAAAAGAACAAUAUUGUGUGAACACAGCG
Molecule: messenger RNA, 337 nt
Organism: Racocetra persica
Lineage: Eukaryota; Fungi; Glomeromycota; Glomeromycetes; Diversisporales; Gigasporaceae
Source: the annotation of a GenBank genome assembly